GCCGGCGGCCCGUCAGACGGAGCCUGCACAGGUGCCGACGCCGACGGCUGGGCGCGGAGGAGAGCGUCGACUGGCUGUCUGGGACGGGAGCGUGCCGACGGAGACCCCCACCGGUCGUCACUGCCGACCGCCGGCGACUGGGAAAGGUUGCAUUUCGGCACCGCGGCGACCAUACAGUCGGGUCUUCACGAGCGUCCUGUGCUGAGUCUCGGGCCGCGGCGACGGGCCCCAGGGGCCAGAGGAAGCGGCCAUGGUGUCCAGUGGGAGUCGAUACAGUCUCCAUGACGACGACGAAUCCGAGAUCGACGAGACCGACGAGCAUGCCCCGCUGCAAGAUGGAGAGGAGGAGCCGCCAUGGUGGAACAUUUUCCGCAUGGUGCCCAUCGAGGAGGAGACGGGAUCGGCCGUGGAGCACCCCUUCUACGAGGCGUCCAUCAAGGUGCUCAAGGUAGUCGUCUACUUCCUGACGUUCGGCAUCGUGCUGGGCGGCUGCAUGGUGGCCAAGGGCACUAUGCUCUUCAUGACAGCACAGCUCAAGAUGGACAAGAAACUGUCGUAUUGCGACAAAAACAGCGGCCUGGGUCGUUCGUGGAGUGUGGAGAUUCCGGAGAUUGAGAAGGUGGCCUGGACCUGGUGUCUGUUCCUCGCUUUCACUGUUCCCGAGGUUGGGACUUUCGUGCGAUCGGCGAGGCUCUGCUUCUUCAAGACGCUGAAGCGGCCGACGCUGGCCGAGCUGGCCACGGUAGCCGGUCUGGAGAGUCUGCACACGGUCGGCGUGGCCAUCCUGGUGUACGCCGCGCUGCCCGAGCUCGACUCGGUGCGCGCGCUGAUGCUUACCAACUGCGUCUGCCUGGUGCCCGGUCUGCUCGGCAUGAUCUCGCGGCACCCUGAGGAGCCGCACAGGGUGCUGAAGCUGUCGAUGGACGCGGUGGCGCUGCUGCUGCAGGUGACCGGCUGUAUCGUCUGGCCGGUGAUCGAGGCCGGUCGCGGCAACUACACGGCCGCCUGGGCCAUCCCCAGCGCGCUGGUGCUCACAUCGGUCGGCUGGUGGGAGAACUUCGUCACCGAAAAACGGCCCGUCGAGCGCCGCAAGAAAGGCGAGGAGUUCACCAUCUUCGAGAGCAGACCCGAGGGCGAUGACGAGUCGGGCGAGACGGGCUUCGCGGUUGGAUUCUUGACAUUCUUCCAGAACCUUAAGUGGCGCUUGAAUAAGACUCGCUACGUCACCUACUUCUUCGUGUCAGUGUGGAAAGUCGCGGUGUUCUUCGGCAUGAUGGUCCUGCUCAGUUACUUCCGCCUGGAAGACCUGCAAGGUCUGUUCAGAGACAUCAAGCCCAGCUUUGCCAACCAUACGCUAAUUGUCAACGAGACUGGAGGAUCGCUCAACAACGACCACUCGGAUGCCACAGCGUUCUCCAGCGAGUUCAUGGAAACCAAGCCGAUCGAAUCCAAAUGGGCCACGCCGGCCUACGUCUGGCUCGUGCAGCUGUUCGCCGCCUAUCUGGCCUACAUCACAGGCAAGUUCGCGUGCAAGAUAUGCAUCCAGCCGUUCAGCUUCUCCCUGCCCGUGAGCCUGGCGGUGCCGUGCAGCCUGUCACUGCUGCUGCUCUUCUGCGGAAUGCGGGCCGAUGACGCGUGCUGUUUCAACGACUCCAUACCCAGCUACCUGUUCUUCGAGUGCCCGAGCGGUGACUACAUUGACUCGUUCAUGACGGAAGACAUGGUGUGGAUUUGGGCCAUGUGGCUGCUCUCUCAGGUGUGGAUAACGACGCACAUCUGGUUCCCGACCAGCUUCCGUUUGGCGCCCACCGAAAAGCUGUUUGUCACACCCAUGUAUAACGCGCUGCUCAUCGACCAGUCGCUGGCGCUGAACCGGAAGCGCGAUGAGCAGCUGGGACUCGUCGGAGAGGGUGUAGACAUUGAGGACACGAUGGAACGCCGCCCGGACGACGGUAUGGACAGCGUCUCCACCCGCUCAAACAACGAGGAGGAGUCCGCGGUGCGCCACAGCGACCACAUCACCCGCAUCCUGGCGUGCGCCACCAUGUGGCACGAGGAAAAGAGCGAGAUGCUUCUGAUGCUGCAGGCCGUGGCACACAUGGACGCAGACCAGUCGGCGCGCCGCUGUGCUCAGAAGUACCUCCAGAUCGUUGACAAGGACUACUAUCACUUCAAGACUCACAUCUUCUUCGACGACGCGUUCGAGAUCUCCGAUGACGAGACUGAAGAGAUGCAGGUGGUGAACCGCUGGGUGAAACAGCUGUGCCAUUGUAUUGAGGAGGCCUGCUCCAACGUGCAUGGCGUGGCACUUGCUCUUCCACCGCCGGUGAAGACGCCGACGCCCUACGGAGGCAGGCUCAUCUACACGCUUCCCGGCAAAACUCAGAUCGUCGUCCAUCUGAAGGACAAAUCGCUGAUUCGCCACCGCAAGCGCUGGAGUCAGGUGAUGUACAUGUACUACCUGCUUGGCUUCAACCUCAUGGAGCAGCCCAUCGACCCAGAACGGAAGGAGGUGAUCGCUGAGAACACCUACCUCCUCGCGCUGGACGGAGACAUCGACUUCCUGCCGGACGCCGUGAAGCUGCUCGUGGACCUGAUGAAGAAGAACGCGAACCUGGGCGCCGCGUGCGGCCGCAUCCACCCCGUGGGCACCGGACCCAUGGUGUGGUAUCAGCUGUUCGAGUACGCCAUCGGCCAUUGGUUCCAGAAGGCCACCGAGCACAUGAUCGGCUGUGUGCUCUGCAGUCCUGGCUGCUUCUCCCUGUUCCGUGCCCGCGCUCUGAUGGACGACAACGUGAUGAAGACCUACACGACGCCGGCGUCUGAGGCCCGCCACUACGUGCAGUACGACCAGGGAGAGGAUCGCUGGCUGUGCACCCUGCUGCUGCAGCGAGGCUACCGCGUCGAGUACUGCGCUGCGUCGGAUGCCUACACCCAUGCUCCAGAAGGCUUCAACGAGUUCUACAACCAGCGCCGUCGCUGGGUGCCCUCGACCAUGGCCAACAUCCUCGACCUGCUCGCGAGUCACAGCCGGACUGUCAAAGUCAACGACAACAUCUCCACCCUGUACAUCAUGUACCAGGUGAUGCUGAUGGUUGGCACGGUGCUCGGACCAGGAACCAUCUUCCUCAUGCUCGUCGGAUCGUUCAACGCCGCCUUCGGUAUCAGCAACUGGGACUCCCUGAUCUACAACUCGAUUCCGGUCUUCAUCUUCAUGUUCGCCUGCAUGACAAUGAGCUCAAAGAUACAGCUGAUGAUAGCCCAGCUACUGACAGCGGUGUACAUGGUCGUCAUGGUAAUCGUCAUCAUCGGAAUGGCACUGCAAUUCGCAGAGGAGGGCUUGGAGUCACCAUCAGCCAUCUUCUUCAUGGCCACCAUGGGGAGCUUCGUCGCCACAGCGCUGCUCCAUCCGCUCGAGUUCUACUGCCUGCCGGCGCUGGUGGUGUACUACAUCACCGUGCCCAGCAUGUACUUCCUGCUCAUCGUCUACUCCUUCACCAACAUGAACAACGUCACCUGGGGAACGCGCGAGGUCGCCGUCAAGACCAGGAAGUCCAAGGAGGAGCAAGAGGCAGAGAAGAAGGCACUGGAAGCCGCAAAGAAGCAGCCGGGAGGCAUCAUGGGCUUCCUCAGUCAGUUCAACAGCGGCGCCAAGGAGGAGGAGGGCUCCGUGGACUUCUCACUCGGAAACGUGUUCCGCUGCAUGUGCUGCACAUACCCCAAGGCCAACGACGAGCGUGAACAGCUGAAACGCAUCGCUGACUCUAUCGACAACAUCAACAAGCGAAUGGACUCUAUUGAGGGAGGCGGCCUGGGCCGUCGCCGCACCACCAGCCGCAGCUCGGUGCGCAGCGCGAUGAGUGCCAUCAAGGAGUCUGCCGGGGACGAGACAGAAGGAGACACCUCCGAUGACCUCAGCGCCGCCGAGAGCGAGGAGAAAAUCGUCACGAAGAAGAGGGACCUUCUGAGGAACCCGCUAUGGAUAGAAGACGAAAUGUUUGCUGACAAGGGGAAUGUUGAACUGCUUUCAACAAAGGAGAUCGAUUUCUGGAACGACCUGAUCAAAGCGUACCUCUUCCCAUUGAUUGAAGAUAAGGCAGAAAAGGCCCGGAUCGCCACCGAACUCGAAGAGCUGCGCUCCAAAGUCUGCCUCUUCUUCUUCAUGAUCAACCUGGUGUUUGUGGUGGCCAUCUUCAACCUGCAGCUGCACCAGGACGAGCUGCACCUCAACUGGCCCUUCGGCGCCAUGCACGAGAUCACUUACUCGGAGGAUGCCAGCGGCAGAUCGAUCAAGAUCGCUAUCACAUACCUUCAGCUGGAACCGAUCGGCUUCAUCUUCGUGCUCUUCUUCGCGGUGAUUCUUCUGAUCCAGUUCACUGCCAUGCUGUUCCACCGAUUCGGCACCAUCUCUCAGAUCCUCUCACUGGUGACGCUCAACUGGUGCAGCAGCAAGAAGGAACAGAGCAGCACCGACCUACUCAUGAAGGAGGGCAUCAAGAUGGUCACCCAGAUGCAGAAGGCCAGCGUGCGGCAGGCAUCCGUCUCGAGCGGUGAGGGCGGCGGCCGCCAGCUCGACCGCAGGAAGACCAUCAGCAGACUCGCGGACGAGAAGCGCAAGUCGCGCAAGAUCACCUUCUCGCUGGACGACAACUUCAAACAGACGCUGGAGGACCUGGAUGAGGUCGGAGAAGCCGCCGGCGGCCGACUCACCAGCGCCAACCUGCGCAUGAGCAUGAACAAGAGGCGCGCCACCAUCAAGGCCAUCCAGGACCGUCGCAAGUCGGUGGCGGAGCACCGGCGCAUGUCGCGCAUGAACUCCAUGUCGGGAGCCGCAAUGCGGUCGCACGUCUCGACCCCGUCGACGAGCAGCCAGCAGUACCCGCUGGCGCCGUACACACGCACCUCACACGACGGCGGCUACGACAACGGGGUAUUCCAGGACUCUGGGGAGGACUCUGACUACGACCGGCCGCAGCGGGCGUGAGCGGUCCGGAGUACGGACCCGACGGCCGCGGCCGGCACCCGCCGCAUGGAAUACUGAACGAUUAUACGGCAACUGAUGGAGUGAUGGAGUAGAGAACGGCGGGUGUGAGCGGUCUCGGCCCGGAGACCGACACCCGCCGCAGGGAGUACGGGCCGAUUAUACGGCACUCUGGUGAAGGACUGGAAGACAGCGGGUGUCCUGUCAGUGGACGGUUGGUUGUCCGGUGCAGGACGCAUAGCGCGCACGGGUGCAUACUAUGAUGUGCAAAUGAUGGUGCUAUUGGUGAAAUCGACCACCACUUACGGAAAUGCAUCACAUGCAAUAUUGCAUGGGCAUCAGUUAUGAUAGAGGACUUGUGAAAAUUUUCAAAGCCUUUGUAUCCCGGGUACUAUGCAAAACUACGAAUAAAAAUCCUUACAGUUAUGCCUAGGCUAUUUAGCCUGAAAACACCUGAAAACAAAAGGUUUGUCAAAAAUAUAUUUAUAGCCUUGUAUUUGUGUAUAAUGAGAAGUUAGAACAAUACUUAAUUCAGUGUUCAUGUUAAAUGCAGUAGGUAUAACAUAAACAAACACUUUAUUAUGCCGUGUUCUGUCCAAUAAAAUGGCGGAGAGAAA
Amphibalanus amphitrite is the source of this 5598-nucleotide messenger RNA. RefSeq names its product chitin synthase chs-2-like. The coding region runs from base 251 to 4984 and encodes 1577 amino acids. Gene Ontology annotation, cellular component: cell periphery; cell septum. The record is from RefSeq and is a predicted model, not a curated record. The transcript has 22 exons. Lineage: Eukaryota; Metazoa; Arthropoda; Thecostraca; Balanomorpha; Balanidae. Gene Ontology annotation, molecular function: chitin synthase activity.